This is a messenger RNA of Sodiomyces alkalinus F11, 2959 nucleotides long. Its product is annotated as P-loop containing nucleoside triphosphate hydrolase protein. The transcript is spliced from 2 exons. The coding region runs from base 131 to 2779 and encodes 882 amino acids. Gene Ontology annotation, biological process: rRNA processing. Gene Ontology annotation, molecular function: nucleic acid binding; ATP binding; RNA helicase activity. The record is from RefSeq and is a predicted model, not a curated record. Lineage: Eukaryota; Fungi; Ascomycota; Sordariomycetes; Glomerellales; Plectosphaerellaceae. Gene Ontology annotation, cellular component: nucleus.
GUCAAGGAACCAACUGAAUAUUACCGCCGGAAACCCCAAUACGCUCAAGACAUCAGCAACUCGUUCCCGCUCUCGUUGUAAGAUUCUGCAGACAGAAUAGGCACUCGAAAAGCGAAAGCCGAUACACACGAUGGCGCCCGCUACGAAGGGCAAGGGAAAACGACCGGGGCCCUUCAAGCGGGACAUCCGCCAGGAGAAGAGGAAGCAGCAGCAACAAAGCAUAGAAGCCCUUGAUAAGGCAGUGGCAGAGCUGGAUCUCAAAGCAGAAGACAUCAAAACGUUCGCCGACCUUCCCCUUUGCCAUGCCACGUCCGUGGGCCUCGAGAAAUCCAACUUCACCACCCUCACCGACAUCCAGGCGCGAGCGAUCCCCCUGGCUCUCAAGGGCACCGAUAUCCUGGGUGCGGCCAAGACGGGCAGCGGAAAGACCCUCGCCUUCAUCGUCCCCGUCCUCGAGAAGCUGUACCGCGUGCGCUGGACAGAGUACGACGGCCUCGGUGCCCUCAUCAUAUCGCCGACGCGCGAACUGGCCGUGCAGAUCUUCGAGGUUCUGCGGAAAGUCGGCCGGCAACACGCCUUCUCGGCCGGGCUCGUCAUCGGAGGCAAGAGCCUCAAGGAGGAGGCCGAGCGCCUGACCAAGAUGAACAUCCUCGUCUGCACCCCCGGGCGCAUGCUGCAGCACCUCGACCAGACCGCCGGCUUCGACGUCGACAACCUGCAGAUCCUCGUCCUGGACGAGGCCGACCGCAUCAUGGACAUGGGCUUCCAGACGGCCGUCGACGCCCUGGUCGACCACCUCCCCGUCCACAGACAGACGCUGCUCUUCAGCGCCACCCAGAGCAAGAAGGUGUCGGACCUGGCGCGCCUGAGCCUGAAGGACCCGGAGUACGUCUCCGUGCACGAGGUGGCCACGCCCUCCACCCUGAAGCAGCACUACCUCGUCACCCCGCUGCCGGAGAAGCUCGACACCCUGUACGGCUUCAUCAAGGCGAACCUGAAGAGCAAGAUGAUCGUCUUCUUCUCGUCCGGCAAGCAGGUCCGCUUCGUCUACGAGAGCUUCCGGCACAUGUCGCCCGGCGUCCCGCUGCUCCACCUCCUCGGCAAGCAGAAGCAGCUGCAGCGGAUGGAGAUCACCCGGCGCUUCGCCGAGGCCAGGCACUCCUGCCUCUUCGCCACCGACGUGGUCGCCCGCGGCGUCGACUUCCCCGCCGUCGACUGGGUCGUGCAGGUCGACUGCCCCGAGGACGCCGACACGUACAUCCACCGCGUGGGCCGGACGGCGCGGUUCGAGCGCGACGGCCGGUCCGUGCUCUUCAUGGACCCCAGCGAGGAGGAAGGGAUGCUGAAGCGGCUGGCGCAGAAGAAGGUGCCCAUCCAGAAGAUCGCCGUCAAGGACCACAAGAAGCGGUCCGUCCGGGACGAGCUGCAGAACAUGUGCUUCAAGUACCCGGACCUGAAGUACCUGGGCCAGAAGGCCUUCAUCAGCUACGUGCGCUCCGUCUACCUGCAGCGGGACAAGGAGGUGUUCAAGUUCGACCAGAUGGACCUCGAGGGCUACUCCAACAGCCUUGGAUUGCCCGGUCAGCCGCAGAUCAAGUUCCGCAAGGGCGAGGACGUCAAGAAGCUGAAGAACGCGCCGCGGCAGGGCAUGUCGAGCGAUGAGGACGAAUCGGACGGCGAGGCGGAGGGGGGCGAGGACGGGUCGGAGAAGAAGGAGGGAAAAAAGAAGAAGAAGAUGAAGAACGAGGUGCGGACCAAAUACGACCGCAUGUUCGAACGGACCAACCAGGACGUCUUGUCUGGUCACUACAACAAGCUCCUAGACGGCUCUGAGCAGACGCCCGAUGCCACUGCUGUUGGUAGUGGCGACAACAAUAACGCCGCCGCCGCCGCCGCCGACGACGACGACGACGACUUCCUCUCCGUCAAGCGCGUGUUGCACGGCGACGAGCUGGACAACGGCGGGCGAGGCCCCAACGGCGGCAUCAAGAAGAUCGUCUUCGGCGGGCAAGAGUUCGUGAUAGACUCCAAGCGGCGCGAAAAGGCGCUCAUGUCGAAGAAGAAGAUGCUCAAGUACAAGGGGAACCCGACCAAGCUGGUCUUCGACGACGACGGCCAGGCCCACCCCCUGUACGAGCUGCAGGGCGAGGAGGAUUUCGAGCGCGACGGCCCCGCCGAGGAGCAGCGCGCCCGGUUCGUCGAGGACGAGGCCGCGCGGGUGAAGGAGGCUGACCUGGACGAUCGCGAGACGGCCAAGGCGAGGUUGCGGGAGAGGAGGUUGAGGAGGAAGCUGCGCGAGGCGGAGGAGAGGGGCGAUAUGCUCGGCGGGUCGGCUAGGGCGCAGGCCGCGAAAGCGGUCUUGGCUGCCGGGUCGGAUGAUGACGGGGACGGGGACGGGGACGAGGACGAGGAUCCCCUGGCGCUGCUGCGGUCCUUGCCCACGGCUGGAGGGAAGAGUGCGAGCGACAGGGAGGACGACCACGACGACGAAGCCUACGAGCGGGAGAGGCGGGAGCAGGAAAUGGAGGAGGAGAGGGAGAGGAGGAAGAAGAGAAAGGAACAGGAACGGGAAAAGGAAAAUGAAAAGGGGGCGGAAGAGAAGCCGAAGGCCAAGGAGAAGAAGAAGGCGAGGAAGUGGUUCCAGGAUGAUGAUGAUGAAGAGGAGGGUGAAAGGCCGAAGAAGAAGACCAAGGGCGGCAAGAAGGUGCUGGAAAUGGAUCGCCAGCCAGAGACACUGGAGGACUUCGAAGCUCUGGCUGCGGGAUUGCUGGAAGAGUAGUAGGAGUAAGAGUCGGAGUAGUUAGUAGUAUUAGGACUUUGAUACCCCAUCCCGAGAAUUAUCACGACCUAGUUGUUGUUGUGAUAUUGGGCUUCACUUAUCCAGUCUACCUACUUGACAUGUAAUCACCAACAAAUUCGUCACAUAAAGACGGUGCACCAGUCAAGGAAAUCAAAUCUG